Trypanosoma theileri is the source of this 687-nucleotide messenger RNA. RefSeq lists its product as uncharacterized. The annotation marks the transcript as partial. The transcript has a single exon. Lineage: Eukaryota; Euglenozoa; Kinetoplastea; Trypanosomatida; Trypanosomatidae. The record is from RefSeq and is a predicted model, not a curated record.
GUGCAGUACAAAGGCGACGAAACGUGGCACCUGUGUCCUGCGGAUCAAUCCCUUGAACUUGCACAAAAAGGUGUGUUCAGCAGCGGCAGUAUUAUCUGCCCAGCGAAGGAGGAAGUUUGCACGAGUCUCAAAGGAGCUGUGCUCCCAGUCGAAAAUGAGACAGAUGUUCUCAAGGAGAAUGAAAAUGACGACAUUGCACCAAUUGCAGAUGCUAAUCCUGUCACUGUUGAUGAGGUUCACAACACUCCCAAUGAUGGGAGCACUGGCAAAGACGGUACUUUGACCGUCAACUCUGGCACUUCAAGUGGUAACCGACAACAAGAGAGCACACGUACUGAAACCAACAGCGGUGAAAGAAACAACAACCAAAACAAUGACAGCUCCAUGACACCCCAGGAAAGCAGAAAUACGAAUACCAGCGAUGGUGAAAGAGGAAACACAGAAAACAACAGCAGCACCACUACCACCCAAGAGAGCGGAAAUACGAAUACCAGCGAUGGUGAAAGAGGAAACACCCAAGUCAACGGCAGCCCCAUUACCACCCAGGACGAUAAAAAUACGAAUACCAACAGCCGUGUAAGAAGAAACGCCAAUGAAGACGGCAGCUCCAUUCCCAUCCAGGACAGCAGAAAUACGAAUNUAUACACAUACUUCACAAUUUUUGGAAGGAGAUGCAUUAACAGAUAA